ACCUUUCGGAUGGACUGUUGAUUUCCACACGGAUCAUGGCUGAGAACGGGUACGGACCACUAGCCGGUCACAUCGGCAGAAUUCCAAACUACGGGAAAAAUCAACCUAAUCCAAUGGGUAGCGUCGAGCCGCCACCGUGCAUCCAAAAUGCGAUGAUGACUAAGGACAAGAAACCGUUUACCUACACGCCUGGGGGUUUGGAUUUGUCACAAAUCCGAACACCUAGCAUGGCGAGAAGAUUGGCGAGGCAACGCUCUCAAGAAGAACAUGAGCAGGCUUAUGCGCAGCAGCCUCAUCCAGCAACCGCUUAUCACCCUCAAGGAGGACCCGCACCCCCUCCACCUCCACCUCCCAAGAUUCCAGCACCACCCCCGCCUCCUCCACUGGUAAUUGAGGCACCAACAUCUAAGUCACCUAAGCCAGUGACAGUAGGAGAGAGACCAGAAAUCGUAAUCCCGGAAAAUCCCAUAGGCAUGCUCAGGAAAACCAAUAGUCCUUAUCACUGGGAAGCAGAAAAGGCUGAGCUAAACCGCAUCGGCCCGGUGCCUAAGUUUCAGGACAAGAAACCUAGUCCACUGACGGUGACAAUGCCACCGUCCUCAUUUUCACAGCAGCCGCCUCAGAUGUAUGCUCCGCAAGGCCAAACUUCUCAGGGAUCUAAUUAUCCUUACGGUAACCGAAAUCAGCCAGAAAGUCCUAUUCACAGGCCGGAGGCGCAAUAUGCUCAUCAAAAAUCGAAUUCACCUAAUGUCAACGGUUCACCAUUGACAAGAGAAUUAUUGCAGAGGCAAGAUUCUCAAUUUAAUAAAAGCCCACAACCAUUUGGCGCUCCGUCACCUGUCAGUAACGGCUCACCCUACUCCCCUACACCUAACAACAACUGGAGGCAACCGGAGAGAAGGGAUUCCCCUGCUAACAAUGUUCACAGCCCUCAGUUUGCACAGUCGAACCGUAAUCAAUUUUCACCUAACGUUCAACAGUGCUCUCCUGAGUACACUAAUCAAACUUCCCCUAGACCUGUGUUCCACACUCUUCCCAGAAAUGCACCGAGAGUACAAGAUAAUUACGUAAACAAUACGCAAAAUAGCAAUGCAAUUUACAAUAACAUCAAGGAACCAGCGACACAGAGUCCCAGAGAAGACGAUCCAACGCCGUGGCGGACCAGCACUCUUAAUCGACAACCUCGUGAGCCAGAAGAUCGGCAAUCUAUUUAUCAUAAUAGCAAAAUAAACAAUCAACAGCCUACAUACACGCCUCCAUGGCAAUCGAAUGAAAGCAAGAAUAAUCAAGCAGAUAACGCUUACAUUCCCUCCUGGAAACAAGAAAAUAAAUUCGUAGGUCAAAAUCAACAACAGCAACAGUGUCAGCCACCACAGCAGCAGUACAAUCCUUGGGUGCAACAGCAGGAUAACAACAAUAAUAAUAGACAAGACAACUACAAUCAACAGUGGAGGUCUCAGAAUAAUCCUGUUCCCACCUCUCCACCCAAUAAACAGUGUCAGCCUCAAGACCAACCACGAUAUCAAUCCUCGAUGUCGAUUCCUGUUACUCCAAGAAAACAAAACUCUCAACCUGAAUUCAACAAUAAUCAAACUGCUCCACAAAAGGAAGCUGUUUAUGUAAAUGAAGAACCAGUGUAUUAUUGUCCUGAAAGUCCAAAAUCUGUUCCCCCAUGGGUAAAAACUCAGAAAGAAAAAACAAAAACCCCACCUCCAGUUUGGUGCCAACGACCAUUAGAAGGUAGGAGAAGCGCGCCUAGAGAGUUGGUGACACCUCCCAGAGAUACAGAACCAGAGUGGGUUAAGAAGAGUAAUGAAAUGCAGAGAGGAGUACGUGAAGUGAUCAGUCCUCCGAAAUAUCAGCAACAAGCCCAACCAACUUGGUCAACGCGACCUUCAGAGAACCGUAAGAGUUUGCCCAGGGAGACUACUCCCGGUGCUAAUGGUCAACCUGGAACCCGAGUUAUUCCUAUUCAAAUGGAAGUUUCAAAUACGGAUUCAAGGGAUCACGGGAGACAAGGCAACCAACAACCUCCUUUGCGGAUUGUGAUUAAUAUGAACACGAAUCCCCAAGCCUCGCCUCAAGGUCAGAAUCAAGCUCCUUACUCCCAACCUACGCAGCGUAUAAUGAGGGUAUUGUCACCUCAGCUGGUCAGGAUGGACGACAGCCCAUCGCAAAACGACCUGCCCACCUUGAACAGGAGCUAUCAGAAUCAAAGCAACCAAGAUACUGGACCUAAGACGAGGAUCAUCCCAAUUCAGAUUGAAGGUGGUGGUAACGGCGGAGCAAACAAAAGAGUAUACUAUCAUAAGUUCACUCAAGAGGGUCCCCCGCGGCAAUCGAAAGCCUUCCGAGUGUUGCAAGUCAUCACAGGUACCCAGGAUGAUAUUCAGGACAUGGAACAACAACAUGGGUACACCGAUCUAUAAGUAUUUUAUUAUUCUUGUAAUAACUUUUCCCUACCGAGAUUUACGAAGUAUAUUUGUAAAAAAGUGUUAGGGAAAGAAAUUAUUCAAUGUUUACAAUUACGAGUAGGAGUAAAAUAAAAAAUCUGGUUGUUUUAUAAAAAUGGGACAUUUUUAUAGUUUUCUUAUAACUGCAAAUGCAUUUGCGCAUUAAAAAACAUGUGGCUAAGUCACUUUUUCUCUGACUUAAGCUAAUAGAAUUACGAAAAAAAUUUUAGGAAUUUACAGUAAUUUACGUUCAUGGCAGUUGGAUUUAUGUAUUUUACAAAUUUGAACGUUACGACUGAAGUUGUACUUA
This is a messenger RNA of Hyposmocoma kahamanoa, 2763 nucleotides long. Its product is annotated as extensin-like. The coding region runs from base 36 to 2429 and encodes 797 amino acids. The transcript is spliced from 4 exons. The record is from RefSeq and is a predicted model, not a curated record. Lineage: Eukaryota; Metazoa; Arthropoda; Insecta; Lepidoptera; Cosmopterigidae.